AUGGCUAUUGUCUUGGUGGUGUUGAUCAGUGUAUUCUUUUUAAUGGGAUAUUGCUCUGCUUACUUCCGACAGUGUUUCCAGCGGCGUUCACACCGUAGCGAUGGCGAGCCUUAUGCCGUCUUUCUUAGAGGAAUCAACUACCUUUCCCGUAGAAUUACACGUGGACUCGAUGCAUCCGUUAUCAACACGUUUCCCACCUUUCUCUACUCCACUGUUAAAGGGCUUAAAAUCAGCAAGGGCUCCUUAGAAUGCGCCGUUUGCCUAAACGAAUUUGAAAACGACGAAACACUGCGUUUAAUACCCAAGUGUAGCCAUGUGUUUCAUACUGACCGUAUAGAUGCUUGGCUAGCUUCGCAUCACACGUGUCCCGUUUGCCGCGCAAAUUUGGUCCCUCAGCCCGGUGAAAUUGCGUCCAGCAUCAUUCAAGUAUUUGACACGGAUAGCGGUUCGGGUGAAUCGGAAUGGAGUUCCAAUGAUCGUGAGGGAAUUUCCCAGGUUGAGGAUAGCAGAGACGUAGAAUCUCAAGAGGUGAAUUUUGCUAAUUAA
This is a messenger RNA of Mangifera indica (mango), 546 nucleotides long. RefSeq names its product RING-H2 finger protein ATL11-like. The transcript has a single exon. NCBI's taxonomy places the organism in Eukaryota, Viridiplantae, Streptophyta, Magnoliopsida, Sapindales, Anacardiaceae. The coding region runs from base 1 to 546 and encodes 181 amino acids. The record is from RefSeq and is a predicted model, not a curated record.